This is a messenger RNA of Plasmopara halstedii, 888 nucleotides long. RefSeq names its product Zinc finger, CCHC-type. The record is from RefSeq and is a predicted model, not a curated record. The transcript has a single exon. Bases 1 to 888 code for a protein of 295 amino acids. Gene Ontology annotation, molecular function: zinc ion binding; nucleic acid binding. Lineage: Eukaryota; Oomycota; Peronosporomycetes; Peronosporales; Peronosporaceae.
AUGAACCAAUUUGUACUUCAGAACGCGCGUGCAUUUUCCACAACUGAUGAUUUAAGAAUCAAAGAUGAAGAGAAACUUGAUUCGGAAGAGGAAGGCGGUGAGAAUUCGAAGCGUUCGAAGCCGCUCGAUGGUGAAAUGAAUGCAUUUGAGCGUCUUCUGCUUCACUCACAGCAAUUCCAACUUGGUGAAGCUGAUGAUACUGACUUUGCAACUAAAGACGAAGAGAAUUCUGCCUCUACACGACAAUCAGAGAGCAGCAGACCCAAGAACUUUAGCAGUAACUGCCGCUCGUCUGCAGUCAAGCUCAAAUCGCUUCGUCAUCGUGGAAAUUCAAGACGUCAAUGGCAACUUGGACGAAAGGCCGAAAGCCUUGUCGUUAGCAAGGAAACGGACGAGAUCGACUACGAGACCGAGCUGGAGAACGUCUGGAGCGAGCAAGAGCUCAAACAGCGUAAGUAUCACCAAGCGCUGUGGCGUCAAACAGAUAGGGAUCACAUAUGUGAGAAUUGUGGAGAACGCGGCCAUCGUCCGAGGAAUUGCCUUUUACCGCGCAUUUGUUCCAAUUGCGGUACUUUGGGCCACACAGCUCAACAGUGUCGACACAGGAGGCUUCCUGAUUCCAUUGAUGAGUUUCUUCUGGAAGAAAAGGCGAUGCAACAGAAGAGAACAAAGAACCAAAAAGUUCGACAGAAAGCGGCUAUGGCAGCCAAGAAUCCAAAUUUACCACGCCCACAAGAAGUGCCGACUAGCGAAUUCAGUAAGCGUAACGAGAGUCUACGCAGCGAGUUGGAGGCAGAACUUGACGCAUACGCUGACAAGUUAGAAAAAAUGGCUCGACAGCGCGAAAAAGUAGCGAUGCAGAGAAAAUUAGACAAGCAAUCGGUAUGA